AUGCCUCAGGAAAUCGCCGAUAUCAAGAAGUUCAUCGAGAUCUGCCGGCGGGAAGACGCCAAGUCCGCCCGGAUCAAGAAGAACAAGCAGCAGACCAAGUUCAAGGUCCGAUGCUCCAGGUACCUGUACACCCUGGUCCUUAAGGACUCCGACAAGGCCGAGAAGCUGAAGCAGAGCUUACCCCCGAACCUACAAAUCAAGGAGGUUCCUAAGAAGAACAGGAAGGGCAAGCACACGGCAUAA
Messenger RNA from Daldinia caldariorum, 243 nucleotides. RefSeq names its product ribosomal protein L38e. Gene Ontology annotation, biological process: translation; protein-RNA complex assembly. Bases 1 to 243 code for a protein of 80 amino acids. The transcript is spliced from 4 exons. NCBI's taxonomy places the organism in Eukaryota, Fungi, Ascomycota, Sordariomycetes, Xylariales, Hypoxylaceae. The record is from RefSeq and is a predicted model, not a curated record. Gene Ontology annotation, cellular component: cytosolic large ribosomal subunit; ribosome. Gene Ontology annotation, molecular function: structural constituent of ribosome.